UCCACCACUCUGGUUAGGAUUCAGAGAGGUUGGAUUAUCAAUAGGGAUGUGAAAGCAACAAUCGCGUCGGCUCGCUGAGCGUGGCAGGCGGAUCCCCUUAACUCAGCCUUUGAACCCUUCGCAUCGAGGCUGCUUUGAACUCCAGGUUGAGUUGAGGGAGGGUUUUCGCUGCACUCAUGGAGGUGAAAGCGAGCAGGACGGUGCUGAUUACGCGAGUGGAGAGUUUCAGCGCCGCUCACCACCUCCACAGUAAAUGCUUGAGUGCUGAAGAAAACAAGAGAAUUUUUGGAAAAUGCAACAACCCUAAUGGCCAUGGUCAUAAUUACAAAGUGGAGGUUACAGUACGUGGAGAGGUGAAUCCAUCAACUGGGAUGGUGAUCAACCUCACAGAACUAAAGGAGCAUAUGCAGGAAGCCAUCAUGAAACCACUUGACCAUAAGAAUCUGGACAAAGAUGUUCCAUACUUUGCUAAUAUUGUUAGUACUACUGAAAAUGUAGCUAUCUUCAUCUGGGACAAACUUCAAAAACGUCUCCCACCAAAUCUACUGUAUGAAGUAAAGGUGUACGAAACGGAUAAGAACAUUGUUAUUUAUCGUGGAGAAUAGAAGCUUUCCUUCGAAUUAUUGCAGUGUUGUGGUCUUGCACUGGUGCCAUGUUGACUCACGAUUUCAGUUGACCAAUGUAACCUCGGUGAAAUGUCACCACCGUGUUGUGUUAAAUUCUGUUGACCUGCCAAAUAAGUUCCCACGGUAGUUACAAAUGAAGAAGGCCAUUCAGACCAUCUUAGUUCAGCAUCUAGAAAAUCCAAAAGUGCUUCAUUUCGGUAUCCAGUUGUUUCUUAGAGGAUUCUACUAAUCUUCCAAGACAUCCAUUCCACAUGAUCAGUUUAUGUGUGAAAGAGAAUUUUCUUGAUAUUGAUUCUAUGUUUAAAAUUGUUAAUUUGCAUUUAUGUCUCCUUUGUUAUGACCGGGAUGGGAGGAGUGCACAGUUUAUCUAGCCCCACUACUUCGCAGAUUGCACUAUUAGCUUAAAAAGUUUAAUUCACUCAUAAAAAUGACCAAUUAUUUACCUCCACUACUGUCAGACCCAAAAUAAAAGAGACUUCAAUCAGGCUUCUUUCAACAAACUCAGAAUGAUUGAUUUAUUAUAAAAUGAAACUUCUUUUGUAAAACAAGUUGCAAGAACUGGUUAAUACGCAAUUGUAAUCUGUAAGUAUAACUAUCUAUCCCUUUUAAAAAUACCCAGCACACAAACACACACAAACAUACAAAGGACAAAUUGAUUGGGUCUCUGCAGAGGUGGGCUUUGGGGAAUAGACUUUUUUUUAAUGGAUAAAGUUUGCAAGGUUUUGACACUGUUGAUCUGGAGAACCCAUGAGUUAAGACAGAUCGUUAGCCCCAAUAGAGGCCUGGAGGCUCUCACCAAUGGAGCUUCGGCCUGGAGGAAAAUAGAGCCGGAUCAAUCCUUCUCAUCUCAGUCUCUCAGGUUUCCAAAGACAGAUAAGUUCCACUGAGAGGAUAAUUCUUAGCUGGAUACCGACAAUCACAAGGCUUCAGGCAAGGCAAAGAGAAUGCGAGCUGGGCAGCUUUUCCCUAUCUCAUUUCAUUCCCAACUGAAUUCAAAAAGCAAGUUGUAAACUUAAAGCUCAUCUAUGUCAUGUGAUUUUCAAUAAAUCACUAGCUUUUGCCUUUAAACCAGUUCCCCCCCAAUCAAUUAAAAUAAUUGAAGUGCAUUCAAGCAAACAGCUCUUCCCCUCAAGCAGCAAGCUGGUCAGGUGAUUUCUUAGAAAAGGCACGCUUGCUCCCAGUCCAAAGGUGAAUUAUGGCCGUGUUAAAAACAAUCUAGGUCAGUUUCCAAGUGUCCAGAGAAUGCAAUGUCCAUCCAUAUUUUUGAAAAAAAAUUGUCCUGAGAGAUAUGAUUCUAACACCUUGUCCCAAUUUUGUGACUUAAAGCAACAAUGCUAUGGGUGCCAUUAUCUAAUCCAGGGGCUAAUAUAUUGGCAGCAGUGGCCGCAGAAAGAGAACACUAUUGUUUGGCACUCUGAAAUCUUGGGACUUCUGAAAAGAAAGAAUGAGAAAUGCUCGGAAAUGAAAUUUCUGGGAUUCCUGAAACCAGUAUUUUGAAUGAACUUUACAUGUCAUAACUGUAAACGGGACAGAAUUUGGACAAAAUAUCUGUAAAUAUUGAAAUCAAUUUCACACUACUAGCCCUAAAACUCACUUGUACAAAUGGAAUGACCCCUGUGCUUUGGGAAAAACCUAUAUUUUUAUUUUGAGUGCUGCCCCUUUACUUCUAAAGUGAAACUGGGGCGUAUUCUGAAAGGGGUAUAAUUGGACUUCCUCGCAAGCAUUUUGGCUCCAAGAAAUGCCCAUGUGACCAGAGGUUGCUAUGGAGAUGAAAGUUUAAAACAAAUAGAGUAAAUAGAAAGCUAAUUAACGAUGAAUUACAGCUGCUCACAGAAUCUGCCGUUCAGAACAUAAAAUGAGACAUAUCUGUGUGUAGAACAGAACCCACUGUUGAGAGGAUCGGAGGAGACACUUUUAGAAGGAGCUAUGUGUGUUUAAAGAACAGAAAGCUGAAAACAGGCAGAUCAAAGAUUGUGAAUUGGACAAGACCAUCGUGGCUGUUUCAGUUUUGCCAGAGCCAACCAGACCAUUCAAAGAGCUCAGAGAAGGGAGUCAUUGGGGAUUCUGUGCCACCAAAUUUUGUGAGCCUAGCUGGGGAGGUUCUGCAGAGGUGUGCUCUUUGGGUGUCAAUUGUAUUUGGGAAAAUUGGAAUAGGAUAUGACUGCCGGUGAAAGUGACUCAAGGCCAAAUCCACUGUGUGGGAAGUGAGAGACCCUGUGUACCAGAGGCCAAGUAGGAAAGACUGUGAGACUGUACGUGGUGUUACAUUUGUGCAGGAAGUAAUGUGAGUGCUUGUAACUACAUGAAACAUAUCUUUGUUGCAUCAACUACUUAAAAUGAAAUUUACCUUUUAAUUUGAGAUAUCAUUCAACUGUUCAUGAAUGUUUGAGUUACAUUGUUUUGAACUGGCUUGUUACAGUAAGAAUUUUUAAAAGUUAAAUCUUGUCCAUCGGUUUUCUUUCUGUUGGUGUGGCGGUGAUCCCUUUCUUUGGAAAAGUUUAUCAGUCUCUACAGGCAUUGUAACACAAAGUGUCCUUGGAAACAAGGCUCCAGAGUGAAUUAAAAGCAAUGUGAAGAAAUCCAGAAAUGCACUGUGAUAGAGAAGGUCAAAGGUACCAACUCCAAAGAAAAGAAGAUGGAUUUACAAAGUCUUAAUAUUUUGUAUAAAGUAAAGCAUUAGGGCUGAUAAAGUAUAAACAUCUUUCAAAACAUUGA
Carcharodon carcharias (great white shark) is the source of this 3341-nucleotide messenger RNA. It is a transcript of the gene pts, whose product is annotated as 6-pyruvoyltetrahydropterin synthase. Gene Ontology annotation, cellular component: mitochondrion. Gene Ontology annotation, molecular function: 6-pyruvoyltetrahydropterin synthase activity. The record is from RefSeq and is a predicted model, not a curated record. Bases 177 to 605 code for a protein of 142 amino acids. Gene Ontology annotation, biological process: tetrahydrobiopterin biosynthetic process. The transcript has 6 exons. NCBI's taxonomy places the organism in Eukaryota, Metazoa, Chordata, Chondrichthyes, Lamniformes, Lamnidae.